This is a messenger RNA of Eimeria necatrix, 1599 nucleotides long. Its product is annotated as GDP-fucose transporter 1, putative. The transcript has a single exon. Lineage: Eukaryota; Apicomplexa; Conoidasida; Eucoccidiorida; Eimeriidae. Gene Ontology annotation, molecular function: antiporter activity. Gene Ontology annotation, cellular component: Golgi apparatus. The record is from RefSeq and is a predicted model, not a curated record. Bases 1 to 1599 code for a protein of 532 amino acids.
AUGCCGACUGCCACGUCGAAACACGAGCUUGAGCUACCAUCAAGGGCAACAUCUUCCGACAUCAGUGCCCGUGCAUUGGAAACGGUUGAAUCUCAGAGCAGCGGGCGGCUUGGUCGCAGGCUGAGUUCCAAGUGCUUUUCACCUACCUACAGUGACCGCAGUGAAGCUGGGUCACGUGGGCAGACCCCGGGCGCAGCUUCCAACCACAACAGCUCCACAGUUUGCCCCCAGCAGGACGCGUCCCCGCUUGAGGAAAAGGCAAAGAGCCCCUCAAGUGGCAUUGCUCGCGGUAAUGACUUUACACCGCAGUCAUCGGAUGCCUGCCCAGGAGCUGCGUCGACAGGACCAAGUUUCGCUGUGCGCGUUGGGCGUGCCUGUGGAGCUCUUGGGUCGUACGUAAUGCUAUCUAUUUUGACGGUCUUUUGGACGAAGCACCUCGUUGGUGGCCAGGUGCCAACUCCUCUUUUCUUGUCAUGGGUGCAGCAGGGCGUUGGUUUGGCGCUCUAUUCAGCUGUAUCUGCAGUGGUUGCCAUACUCUGUAGUCAGCGCACAGUCGUGGGCAGGGCGUUUAUUGCUGCCUUCCCGGUAGUGCGUAUUCGGGCAAAGGUAAUGCUGAAUGUAUUGCCGCUUUCAGUUUGCUUUGUAGGAAUGAUAGGCUCGGCGAACUUGUGUCUGCAGCGCGUGCAAGUCAGCGUGUAUCAAGUGGCCCGGUCUCUCACCCUUGUUUUUUCCCUGCUAUUGUCUGUUUUUUGGUUGAAGCAAAAAGUAGUUAGAGCUGAGGUCUUCUCGUGCCUUUUCGUGGCAAUGGGAUUCGCACUGAUGACGGCUGUUGGGUCUGACACAGCGUCUGUCACGGGCUAUAUUAUGGGUGCCCUUGCCUCUCUCUUCCAAGCGACCUACACUGUACAAAUGAAAGCAACAUUGGUAUUCAUAGAGAAGGAAUCUGAUACUUUACUACCUGCUUCAAAGCCACGCUCUGCCUACCGGCCAAUAACAAACGAAAACGCAGCCACAGCACAGGCAUACAGUGACGUAACGGGCCGCGACCCCAACCCCGAUUCCCAGGAUUCUGACGGAGGGGUCUUUACCAAACCGAGAAGCGCCACAAUAGAUAUGAAGCUCCCGGCGGAAUUACGCGAGACAGCGGAGACAAACUGGGAUUACGAGGCAGCCUUACAGGAGGGCCAAGAGGAGGGGCAACAGCCCAAAGACGGCGACCUCGAGCUGUUUCAAGAAAGGCAACAAAGACAUAGCAGGCCGAUGCGUCCGCAGAACCUAGCCGAGCUUGAGGGACUACCAACAAUUAAUGGAGGCGCAGCGAAAAGCAGCGCUGGUUUAAGGGAGGCGGAGACAAGGGACUCUCCGCCACCCCCUCUCUCCCCAGUUGAGCGCCCACGCGCUGAGCCGCUUUGCAUGUUCUACAACAUGUUAAACGCUCUUUGUCUCUUCCCCAUUGUAGUGCUGGUUUCCGAGGAGCCCAAAGUCUUGUGGAAGCUUGCGGCAGAAGGGUCCAUGAUGACUGGCACGGUUCUAGCCCAGGUCGUGGGACUGGGUAAGGCAGCAGCGGGGGCCUGGCAUAAACUGAUGACCAAACAGUAG